Ectocarpus siliculosus is the source of this 1209-nucleotide messenger RNA. Lineage: Eukaryota; Phaeophyceae; Ectocarpales; Ectocarpaceae. The record is from the annotation of a GenBank genome assembly.
AUGGUGUACGCAAAGGCAUCGAUAGCUUACGUGGCCAUUCUGCUGGCUCUGGGCGUGUCUCGAUCAGAGGCUUUCGUCCCGUCGACGGCUGGUGCGGCAAGCUUGGCCAAGGACAGCAGGCGUGCGACAGCAUGGAGCAGCGCUCGAGCAGGAGCAGCAGCGGUAGGCCUAGAGCAGCAUUGUAGGCGCAGGAGGGGGGCUGGCUGCGGAAGGUCUCGACCUUGCAUGUCGUCGAGCGAUGAGCACGACAUUCUUCUGCGGGUGGCGAAGGGCGAGAAGGCGGAACGUGCUCCCGUUUGGCUCAUGCGGCAGGCCGGCCGAUACAUGAGCGCGUUCCGCAAGUACUCCGACAAGUACCCCUUCCGGCACCGCUCGGAGAACCCCGGAGAUCGCGAUCGAGGCACCGGGCCGGUGAUCUCGAACCCCAUCAGGACCAAGGCCGACGUGGAGGCGGUGAGGGUGAUGGAGGACAUCGACGGGAAGCUGCCGUUCGUGGGGGAGACGCUCAAGGCGCUUCGAUCGGAGACAGAGGGCAAGUCGACCCUCAUCGGAUUCGUGGGGGCUCCGUGGACCCUGGCGGCCUACUCCAUCGAGGGGGGCAGCAGCAAGCACGCACUCCACACCAAGAAGAUGAUGAUGGAGGACCCGACUUUGUUCCACUCGCUCAUGACUAAGCUCGCGAACAGCAUCGGCGACUACGCCUGUUACCAGGUGGAGAACGGAGCGCAGGUGAUCCAGGUCUUUGAGUCCUGGGCGCACCAGAUGAUCCCGUCACAGUUCGAGACUUUCGCCAAGCCGUACGCCGACCUGGCCAUGUCUAUUCUUAAGCAGCGACACCCGGAUGUGCCUGUGAUCUACUUCGCCAACGGCGGCAGCAGCUACCUCGAGAGCCAGCGAGACACCCAGGCGGAUAUGAUCAGCCUUGACCAGUUCGUCAACAUGCGGUCCGCCCGGGAGCGCCUUGGCGCCAGCGUCCCGGUGUCCGGCAACGUCGAUCCCCUCGUCCUCCUGGGCCCAACGAGCGGCAUCAAGGAGGCCGUGAGGUCUUGCGUGAGGGAUGCCGGGUCUAGCGGCCACAUUCUCAAUCUCGGGCAUGGAGUUUUGCAGACGACCCCGGAAAGCUCGGUGGCGGCGUUGGUAGACUCGGCGAAGGAGGCCACUUACGCUUCGGUGUUGGAUAGGGAGGAGGCGCCUGCGCCGGUAGCGUGA